GUCAGACUGCAUCUCCGACCACAUGGAGAUCAUCACUCACUGCUCUGCAAUCGCGCCAACAUGAUACUGAUCCGGCGACUCUGGCUGUUGCCAGCGUUCUUCCUGGCCUGUCUGGUCUAUUACAUCUACCUCUACCCCAGCGAUCCCACCGCGGUCCCCUUCCCCCCAUCGGGUCACAAGACCACCCUCCACUGGACGAAACGCCCCGAGCGAUAUCCUCCCGCCGGGUAUCGAGAACUCCCCACAGGCCCUCUCGAGCAGAUCCCCAAGAUUCAGUUUGACUUCGAUGCACACCCCGAAUCUGCGGCUGCUAAGACGACUCGAGAAACGAGAAGAACUGCGGUCAAAGAAGCAUUCGUUCAUGCCUGGAGUGGAUACAAGAAAUAUGCCUGGGGUCAGGAUGAAGUCGCUCCGGUCAGCGGUGCAUUUCGCUCGAGUUUCGGCGGAUGGGGGGCCACUCUCGUCGACACGAUGGACACCCUCCUCCUCAUGGGUUUGAAGGAUGACUUUGAUCUCUGCGUCGAGCAAGUCAAGCGCAUCGAUUUUACUACCAACGAUGUCGACACGCUGAAUGUCUUUGAAACCACGAUCCGCUACCUCGGUGGUCUCCUUGCCGCAUAUGACCUUACGGACGGAAAGUAUGGGAUGCUCCUCGAUAGAGCCCGGGAACUGGGCGAGAUUCUCUACUCGGCCUUCGAUACUCCCACCCAUAUGCCUAUGACGCGGUGGAACUGGAAAAAAACAGCCUUGGGCGGCGAGAUCGAGCCCGGUACCAACACGCUGCUCGCAGAACUUGGCAGCUUGACUGUCGAGUUCACCCGGUUGAGCCAACUCACCGGCGACUUGAAAUACUUCGAUGCUGUCCAACGGAUCGCAGAGGAGAUGGAAUGGGCCCAGAACACCACCCGUAUCCCUGGUCUGUGGCCUACCAUUGUCAACGCCAAGGAAAUAUCGUGGGAUUAUAACCAUUUUACAAUGGGCGGCAUGGCCGAUUCGACCUACGAGUAUCUGCCGAAGCAGUACAUCAUGUUGGGAGGGCGAGACCAGAAAUACAAGCACAUGUAUGAAGAGGCCAUUGAUACUGCAAAAAGGCACCUCUUCUUCCGCCCGUUGGUGCCAGGGGGUGAGAACAUCCUUUUCAGCGGCAACGCCGCCCUGACUUCUUUGGAGACUAUCCCCAUCGCCAACAUUGAGCCGCAGGCCCAACACCUCGCUUGCUUUGUCAGCGGUAUGGUCGGCAUCGGCGCCAAAAUCUUCUCUCGACCUGACGAGUUGGACGUCGCACGUCGACUAAUCGACGGCUGUGUCUGGGCUUACAAUGCCAUGCCAUCGGGCCUGAUGCCCGAAACCUUCCACAUGAUUGCAUGUCAAAUUGGCACGAAUGAUCCACCGCCCGGAAAAUGUGACUGGACGGAUGAUAAGUGGUAUGAAGGCGUGUCUCGGAAGCAUGCCGCGACCCAAGGAACCGCAAGCAUGAGCGCGGUUGACCGCGGCAAAAAACUCGUCCAGCAACGUCGUCUUUUCCCGGGGUUCACAGACCAUGGCGAUAACAGAUACAUCCUCCGCCCGGAAGCCAUCGAGUCUGUGUUCAUCAUGUACCGGAUAACGGGAGACCCCGGAUACCAAGAUAUUGCGUGGAAAAUGUUCCAGUCCAUCCAGAAAGCCACGAGAACACCCAUUGCGCACGCGGCCAUCCAUGAUGUGAGGCAUGCAGAGCCCGGGAAAAGCGAUCGGAUGGAAAGCUUUUGGCUCGCCGAGACGCUGAAGUAUUUUUACUUGGUGUUUAGUGAGCCGACGUUGGUGAGCUUGGAUGAUUGGGUCUUCAAUACUGAGGCGCACCCGUUGAAGAGGCCGACUGCGUGAGGGCUCGUUGGUACCUCGAAGUGCUACGAGGUAAUGCCUCGUUACGACCCAUGGUCGACAAUCGUCGAAUCUCGAGCAUGGAUUGUGCCCCUGCCUGAGAAACGUUGGGAAUGGCCUCUGGCGUCGGCAGCUCGUCGUUUGAGCCAGCUCUAGCUGCCCUCGGGUCAUUAGGAUACUGUCAUUUCGACUCAGCACGCAUCUUCGGUCCGUCUUCAGGCUUCAGAUUGGUCGGCUAAGACCAGCAGUAAGAGAUCUUGGAUAAAUCUAUACUCGGCGAGAGUGCAUCAAGCCCACAAUCCCCGGUGCUCGGGAGCCUGUUGCACCACAGUAUUUUGGACAGAAUACCGGACUCCUGCGGCGCUUCUUGAAAUCAACGAGCUCCCCAACCACGAUCAGGCCUGAUCUGAUUGACAGUUGGUCAAUCUUGAUCCGGUUUUGUGUGGUCGGCCGUCAAGAGAAGCUGCAAAAACCAAAGAAACUCAGACGAAGAGGCACUUUCUCCAGACCUGCAGUCGCCGUCCGGAAGGGCGACUCGAUCAUUUCCAGCGCCUUUUCGGGGACGGAGGACACACGUACACCCCCUUCUUUCUACAUGGCUGAGGAGCGAUACGAAGCCAACAAGGCACUCACUCAGUUUUCCUGUUUUCCCCUCUUGGGUUUUAGAGGACAUUGGCGCUCGAAAGGGAAAAACGCUGUACACAUAAUUACAUAGAUAGCCACGGUAGAGAAAACCAACAGUCGCCGCAUUUCCUCCUUCUCCAGGAGAUCUCUCUC
This is a messenger RNA of Cladophialophora immunda, 2637 nucleotides long. RefSeq lists its product as uncharacterized. Gene Ontology annotation, molecular function: calcium ion binding; mannosyl-oligosaccharide 1,2-alpha-mannosidase activity. NCBI's taxonomy places the organism in Eukaryota, Fungi, Ascomycota, Eurotiomycetes, Chaetothyriales, Herpotrichiellaceae. The coding region runs from base 61 to 1863 and encodes 600 amino acids. Gene Ontology annotation, cellular component: Golgi membrane; endoplasmic reticulum. Gene Ontology annotation, biological process: N-glycan processing; carbohydrate metabolic process. The transcript has a single exon. The record is from RefSeq and is a predicted model, not a curated record.